Messenger RNA from Silurus meridionalis, 744 nucleotides. RefSeq names its product ATPase H+ transporting V0 subunit cb (gene atp6v0cb). The transcript is spliced from 3 exons. The record is from RefSeq and is a predicted model, not a curated record. Gene Ontology annotation, cellular component: proton-transporting V-type ATPase, V0 domain. NCBI's taxonomy places the organism in Eukaryota, Metazoa, Chordata, Actinopteri, Siluriformes, Siluridae. Gene Ontology annotation, molecular function: proton-transporting ATPase activity, rotational mechanism. The coding region runs from base 74 to 529 and encodes 151 amino acids. Gene Ontology annotation, biological process: proton transmembrane transport.
CUCUCUGUGUGUGUGUGUGUGUGUGUGUGUGUGUGUGUGUGUGUGUGUGUGUGUGUGUGUGUGUGUGUAGAGGAUGUCUGAACCUGCGUACUCGCCUUUCUUCGCUGUGAUGGGCGCUUCAGCAGCCAUGGUGUUCAGCGCGCUGGGUGCUGCAUACGGCACAGCGAAGAGCGGUACAGGGAUCGCAGCCAUGUCAGUGAUGCGUCCUGAGCUGAUCAUGAAGUCCAUCAUCCCUGUGGUCAUGGCAGGAAUCAUCGCCAUCUACGGCCUGGUGGUGGCAGUGCUGAUCGCCAACAACAUCUCUGAUAAACUUCCUCUAUACAGGAGUUUCCUGUACCUGGGGGCGGGGCUGAGUGUAGGCCUGAGUGGAUUGGCUGCAGGAUUUGCUAUAGGAAUCGUGGGGGAUGCGGGGGUGAGGGGGACGGCGCAGCAACCGCGCCUCUUCGUCGGCAUGAUCCUCAUCCUCAUUUUCGCCGAGGUGCUGGGGCUCUACGGCCUUAUUGUCGCCCUCAUCCUCUCCACCAAGUAGAUGUUCCAUCAUGCACCGGGGCAGGAGACACACGGGGCUAACAACAAACCGGCCUCGUCUCAAUACGACCACCACCAACAACAACCUGGAGGAGGAGUGGGGCUGUGUCUCAAUAACAUCUACACCUCUGUCUGUCUCUCCUUCUAUCUCUCCAUCUCUCUCCAUCUCCCUCAGUCGCUCUCCAUCCCUCUCUCUCUCUUCCUCAGUCUCUCUCC